This is a messenger RNA of Zootermopsis nevadensis, 5715 nucleotides long. The record is from RefSeq and is a predicted model, not a curated record. NCBI's taxonomy places the organism in Eukaryota, Metazoa, Arthropoda, Insecta, Blattodea, Termopsidae.
AAACAAAGCAUACUUUCCUGUCGUCCUGUUGUAUGGAUGUCUAGUCUAUAAACAAAAUAGUUAUCUCAACAGAAGUUGCAUAUUUUUUCAGUGAUUUGUUAUACAUAAUUUCAGUGGUAGUACUGUCACUCCUGCCUUACAAGUUUAAUUAAAGUAAUAACCAUGAGGUCACAGUGGCUUGCAGUGGUGUAACUUUCAUAACAAGGUUGUGAAAUUCAUCUGUAAAAUAUAAGUCAUGCAUAUGGGGUCAUAGAUACAAAUGAAAAUGAAUAUUAAUGCAAAUGUUCUUGUGACUUCAUUUGUCUUUCUGUUUGGUUCAAAAGUUGGAGGGGGGGACUUACACAAGAGUACAGCUUGAUCCCAUAAGCCUGCUUUAUUUUAUUACGAAAGGAAAGUAUGCUAAGAAAAAUGUAAUCAGAAUGGAAGGAAAUAUUUCAAGAAGCUAAGAAUGAGUUGCUGUGAGUCAGAGUAGGGUUCUAGCCUAACAUUUUUCUGUUUACCAAUUCACUGUAACAUUGCUCCUGAAUUAAAAGGCACAGGAAUGAAAACUAAUUGUAUUAGAGUAGGUUUUGUGACCUACAUUUUACAGAUGUUCAGUAAGUGAGUGACCUGGUAUAUAUCAUGUCUGUUUUCAUUUUCAGUCCACAUACUUUUGGCAAAUUGAAGGUAACUGUAUCCACUGCAUCUGUUUUCAUCUCUGAUGACAAUUUUGGCUGUAAAAAGCUCAUCAUCAGUUUUUGAGAAAUAUCACAGCAAAAUGUGUAGUAUUUUUCUUUACAAAUGCAGCCAGUCUGAUCAAACAAUUUAUACUUCUAGUAAAUGGACAUUUUUGUUGGCAGUUUCCUUCCAAAUACCAUACUGCACUGUAACCACAGAUGUAGAGUGGUGAAACCAGAGCACACAUUUAGCUAUUUCUACUUCAGACAUCAUUCUGACAACUGUGUAGUUCUUCAUUUGGAGAAAUUUGGAAACUAAAGUGGCACAAAUUACAAACUUGAUAAUAUAACCUACUCAGAUGCAUUUAGUUUUCAUUAAUCUGCCUUUUGUUUAAUGAACAGUGUUACAGGAAAAUGGUAUACAUUUCAUGCAUUUCACUGGGGAUAAACAUGAUCUGAAGAAAGAUCUUAGAACAGAUGGGUAUAUGCACUGCAUGUAACUGGCUAGUAUCGUCCAAAUGGUUAUUCUCUAUUUGUUUAACAUACCGCAAGAUACAAUCUUAACAUGACUUAUCAGCAGUUUCGGAGAGGCUGUUGCAUCAGCCACUCCUUUCUCUGUCUGAUAUUUUCAUGUGUUGACAUCAUACACUUCAGUUUUUAGUUAGACAGUGUAAGAGUCAGUUCAUAAAAGUGAUGUAUAACAUGAAGCAAGACAGUUUUAUUUCCAUAUUUACAUUAUAUUGAAAACAGGAGUGUUGUGGUGCAUAUAGGUAAAAUGAAGUUGAUGAUCAUGUGGGUCUUUGUUGCUGCAGUUAUUCAAACUGUGCUUCUGUCUUCAGCACAAGAACAGAUGGGAUGUCCAGAAAAUUUCACUCACAUAUCAGGUAAAUGCAUAUAUGUGGGCCCUCAGACAGAUUGGUUUACUGCACUGAAAAGAUGUCAUCAAGCACAAGCCAAUAUUACUCUGAUCAACAUUAGCAUGGAUGAGCUGAUACAUAUUGUUACAGUCGAGUUGAGCCAAGAGAUCAAUUCAUUGUGGAUUGAGGCAAAGAGGAAUAGAAAGUUUGACCCCAUAACUUAUCAACUUCCAUCAAGCAGUUAUUAUGGAAAGAACUUAAUCCAGGAAAAGAACUUUGAUGGCAUAUCAAUCAAAUGGGCAGAAAAUGAACCUGUACUUAAUGAAGAAGAUCUCUGCAUGGUAAUCAUACUUGAUAGAAUGAAUGAUGAUGCAUUUCUCCAUAGUAAGUUGGAUAAAUGCGAUAAGGCUGUCCACAACUUUGUUUGCAUCACCUAUCCAUGUGAGAACCAAAGCGGUGGGUGUAGUAGACAGCAUCCCAAAGUACACAAAAAGAAAGGCCAAGAAAAUUCCAUUCUUGUUCCUCCAAAGCUUGAGAUAAGGAAGGAAAACAACACAUACUUUCUAGAUGUAUAUAGCCCAGAGAACCUUUGGGGCUUUGUCAUCAGUACUAGAAGAAUAAGAAAUCCAGUAUGUAUAAUAGAAGAUGGAAAUCCAUGGGUCGAUAAUAUGUGUUUGCUGGACCGACGCCAAGUAUUGUCUUGGGAAAGUGAAAACAGUACACUUGGAAAUACAGUCCAUUAUUCUCUUAGCAAAGCAGUGUUUAGAAUCAUCUCAGAAAAUGAAGGUUAUGUCACAUGCAGAGCUUUUGUUGCAGACACUUUCAAUGAAAUUGUGACAAAAAGGCAACUAUUUAGGUCAGACGACAAGGGUCUUAUUUUUGCAGUUGCACUGAAAAAAUGGAUAAAUGGUUGCCCUCUCACGUUGUGUGAGCCAACCUAUAGUUUGCAGAAAUGGCAAUCACUUGCUGAGGACCUAUCACAAAGACUUAAAAAAUACAAAGAAUUUAGCAGAAUUACAGUGCGUCCGAUCAGAAUGUCAGAAAGGACUGAAAAUACAAUCACACUUAUAUUCCGCAUCAAAAUCUUCUCUGAAGCAUUUCAAGGGGAGAUUGAAACUGAUCAUUACCACUUAAACAAGCUCAAUUCUAUAUUUAAAGGCAUUUUAUCAAGUAAUUCUGAUGGUCUGACAGAUGUUUUGUAUGUCCGGAGUACAAAGUUUUGCCAUGAGGAAGAAGCAUAUGGCAACAAAAUACUGCACUGGCCAGUGGCUACCAUUGGACAAACAGUUCUACCCAGUGAACUAUGUGUCGAUGGGGAAGGAGUUCCUGUUCAUAGGCAGUGCAUUGGAGAUUUUGUUGUGGGAGCUUUCUGGUUUGAUCAAAAUAAAAAUAACAGGACACUAUAUAAGUGUGAAGUGCCAUCACUGAGAGCUAGCUUUCUGCAUAAUCUUUCUUUACAAGCAGAAAGAAACCAGGAUGCUACCAAAACCCUCAAAAAGUUACAAUUUGCUCUUACUUCCCAAGAUACCAGGAAGUUUGGCAAUGUCACCCAUUUUACUCCAGCUGAAAUCCAAUAUGCUGCCAACACUUUGGCAAACCUUAAGCACAGAAUUCUAUAUGACUCAGAUUUGCCAGUCAUUGCCAAUAUCACUGAUGCUCUACUGAGAUUGUCUGUGAAUGAAACAGAUAUCAAUUUUGAAGAAAACAACAUGACACAUAAAGUGACCAAUGCCAGCAAUAUUAUUUUGGACUCAGUUGAUCAUAUGUUGAAUAAAAUAAAACUUAACUACAAAGAAAUGUCACUGGUUGUCACACCAAGAUUUGUGACCUUAGUUAUGGAUGUAGAAACAAAUUCAAAAGCAAAAGGAGGACUUCAAGGACUUGCCGCUGUGAAAGCUUCCAAAUAUUCUAACAAGUACUUCAAGAAAGAGGACAUCAUGAUCAUGUCAUGGAAUGAGAGUGUUGAAACUCUUCUUGCUCUGGAAGUAUCGGCUGCUGUGUUAUUGCCUCCACAACUUACACUGGAGCAAACAGAAGACACGUGUGAUACUUUCCAUCUGAAGACUUGUAAUAGCUCAGAAGUUUUAAGAAAACAUCGCCUGGUCAUAAAUCUCUUCUGGGAUGAUAGUUUCUUUGCAUCUAACAACGUUAGAAUUAGAAGGCCUUUACAUGUCAUGAGCAUAACAUUAGAUGGAGUGAAACAUACACAGCUGAAUCCUCCUCUGAUGCUCAUAUUCCACAGGCCACGCAACAUUCUGCCACAGGACAGAGAGUGUGUUUUUUGGGAUUUUGAUGCAAAUUCAAGGCUUGGCAGAUGGUCUGAUAUUGGAUGCACACCUGCUGUUAAACUCAGUGGGGAUCACACAGUGAAAACAGAUGUUUGUAUUUGUACCCAUCUGACACAUUUUGGUCAGCUUCUUUCUCCCAUAGCUGAAAAGGAGGUGGAUGUAACGUUAGACAUAAUUACAAUUGUUGGGUGCUCAAUCUCCUUAUUUGGUUUAUUUGGGAUUGCAGUGACAGCUAUUGCCUUUCCUGACUGGAGACAUGGUGCUAGUAAAAAGAUCCAGCUUCAUCUCUCUGCUUCCCUUGGCAUACUAAUGUCAGUUUUCCUUCUAAAUGCCUCUCUAUUCAUACCUCCAAAUGAAUCUCAAUUCUGCCUUGUACUGGGAGUAGCAAUGCAUUUUUCCUUAAUGGCUACAUUUUGUUGGAUGCUUGUAGUGGCAUGGUUUCAGUAUCUGCGCCUUACAAAACCAUUAACUUCUCUGUGCCGCACCCCUCAUAUUCUACUCAAAACAACAAUCUUUGCUUGGGGCUUUCCCUUUGUCCCUUGUGGUACUUUGUUGAUUGUUUCUCCUGACUCUUAUAACUCACCACAAUGUUACCCAAAAGGGAUGGCACAUUACCUCUCUGUUAUUGCUCCUGUAUCCAUAAUUAUGUCAUUAAACAUAGUUAUGUUUGUCCUGAUCACAUGUUCCAUAUACAAACUUGGUAAAAUUGGAGUGCAUGCAAAUUGUGAAUUACAAUUUUCAAACAAACAACAAUGCAAACAGAGCAUUGCUUACAGAAAGUUAAGCACUCUUAUUUUUCUCUUUUUUCUUCUUGGUCUGUCUUGGAUUUUUGGAAUUUGGAAGCUUUCUUACUUAUUCUGUUGCACAGCCACUCUACAAGGCUUUGCCUUCUUUGUCUUUUUUGUUAUCUUGGAGAAAAAUACAAGAGCAAAAUGGAGUCAUCUGUUCACAAAAAAGAAAAGUGGUCCAGUUUAUCAUCUCUGCAAUAGAAAUAGUUCUGUAUUAGUGGUAAAAAGAUCAUAUGAAUACAAAAGGACUAGUCAAAAUACAGUAAGUACAUCAUCUUCCUUAAGUUGAAGACAGGAGAGAUCCAUGAGAAUUUUACCACAUAAAAUUGUCAGUAGUAUAUAAAUCAUUACAUUUCAAACACUUACAUCCAUUGCCUUGCACAGGCAGUGAAAUGCCAGUUGCAUGUGCAGACUUUGAUUCUUUUCCUUAUACAAGUGACAGUAGAUGGCACACUAUGUUUUAUUCCACAUAAAAUAAUGAAUAAUGAGCUUUAUUUUGAGAGUAAAUACAAUUUAACGUGGUUAAACUUGAACUUGUAUGAAACUGAUCUUUUCAAAUAGUAAGAAAAUACAAAGAUAUAACAGACCAAUGGAUUAACGAAAACAUAUGCUAAGCAAGGUAAAUAAAAUUCAAUCUUAAUCAGUUGUAAUCUUGCCUACACAAAGAAAAAAAUGUUAAUUCCUGCUUUACAUGUCUCCUCAGGUAUAUUUUAUAGAUCACUGCACCAAGUAAAAGUACAGAGAUGAUUAUGCAUGGAGAAUGAGAAGGGAGGCAGUUAGAUCCUUAAUAACAAAUAAAAUGCAGCAUAGGCCAGUAUGAUGAGGAAGCAGGGUUCAACAAGAUCUCACCAUUAUAGACUUUUUACAUCUUACACAAUGUGUAGAAACACAUCUGAAUUCAAAAUGUAUCACAUCAGUACAGAAACAGUGGUUUAAAGUUUCAUUCUUUAAAUACAUGUUUUGACUGGUUUCUUUUUAUGUUCCAUAGCAAAUUACUAACUUUAAAUAGAUUAAUCAAUCAACCAUUUAUGUUUGACAAGAGUGAGUACUACAUUGAACCUUUAAAAGCUUUGAAGUUCUUCAGUUUGUAUUGCUACAAAAUAAAAAUAAAUAAAAAUUAACCAUA